This is a messenger RNA of Saccostrea echinata, 3026 nucleotides long. Its product is annotated as protein IWS1 homolog. The transcript is spliced from 16 exons. NCBI's taxonomy places the organism in Eukaryota, Metazoa, Mollusca, Bivalvia, Ostreida, Ostreidae. The coding region runs from base 81 to 2309 and encodes 742 amino acids. The record is from RefSeq and is a predicted model, not a curated record. Gene Ontology annotation, cellular component: nucleus. Gene Ontology annotation, biological process: poly(A)+ mRNA export from nucleus.
CUUCAAACAUGUUGGUGUUUCUCAUUCGAAGCCUGAAUAGAUUGUAGAAAAAGAAAACCAUUCCCAUUUAACCUUCAAAUAUGGAUAUAGACGAUUCACCACGUAGUGGGGGCAGUACUCCUGUUAUGGAUGAGCCAACAUACCACGAGGAGGACUCACAGCAGGAGAUGGAUGUAAACAAAGGAGAAAGUGACAAUGAAGAGGCUGGUGAUACUGAAUUUGCCAGGAAUAGAGAGUCCAAUAUGGAUGAUGAUUAUGUAAGUGAUGGUGGAGAAGUGGAACGGGAGGAAGUGGAGAGAGACAUGGGAGAUGAUGACGAGGGGCCUGCAUCUCCAGAAAGUGGACCAAUGUCACCGGAAGGGUCUAAUCCUGCCUCUCCAGCAGGUCCUCAAUCCCCUGUGGAUGGACCUGGCUCUCCAGAGCAGGAUGAAGGACCUGCAUCACCAGUUGGUAGCUACGAGGGAUCAGGAUCCCCACGAGGUAGUGGCAGUCCACCUGGAUCCCCUGAAGAAGGCCCCUUGUCUCCUCCUCCCUCACCUGCAUCUCCUGAGGCUCAAGGACCAGCAUCACCUGAUGGUAGUGGUCCUGCUUCUCCAGAUGAACCUAGAUCCCCUGGAUCUCCAGGAUCAAAUAGAAGCAGAUCUCCAAUUCAAAGUCCAAAUGGCUCACCUGCUAGAAGCAGAAGUAAUUCACCAGAUCACAGUCAAAGGAGUUCUAGAAGUAGGUCAGGUUCCCCAGCCAGAAGUCAGUCAGGAUCCCCAGCAAGAAGUCGCUCAGGUUCUCCUAGAAGCAGAUCUGGAUCACCAGUACGGAGCAGAUCGGGUUCACCGAGAAGCAGAUCAGGAUCACCAAGAAGUAGGUCAGGUUCACCAAGAAGCAGAUCAGGUUCACCAAGAAGUAGGUCAGGUUCACCAAGAAGUAGAUCAGGUUCACCAAGAAGUAGGUCGGGUUCACCAAGAAGCAGGUCAGGUUCACCAAAAAGCAGGUCAGGUUCACCAAGAAGUAGGUCAGGAUCAAGAAGUAUUUCACGUUCAAGAUCCAGAUCAAGAAGUCGAUCUGGCUCCAGAAGUAGGUCUCGCUCAAGAAGUCGUUCAGCAUCCCCAAGAAGCAGAUCAGCAUCACCAGCAGCUGGAAGUGAUGAAGAAAAAGAGAAGGAAAAAGCACCUGGUAGUGAUGAUGAAAAUGACACAGAUAAAGAUGAAUUAAUAGCGGACAUUUUUGGCUCAAGCGAUGAAGAUGAAGAAUUUGAGGGUUUUGAAGAGGCAGAUGUGGAAGCAGCAAAGAAGAAGAAAGAGAAGAAGAAAGGAAAGGAAUCCAAGGCUAUUGUGUCUGAUGAUGAGGAAGGGGGUGGAGUCACGGGGGCAGUGGAGGAGACCCAGGGGGUACUUCCUGAUGUAUCCUCCGAUGAGGAGGUCAACAAAUCUGACAUGGUGUCAGAUUUUGAUUUGAUGUUAAUGAGAAAAAAAGAAGAAAUGAGAAAAAGAAAGAAGAGACGGCGAGACGUGGACAUUAUUAAUGAUAAUGACGAUCUCAUUGCUGACAUGAUUGUCAAAAUGAAGGAAGCUGCAGAGGAUGACCGUGAACUCAACAUGCAGAAAAAACCAGCCAUUACCAAACUGAAGAUGCUAACUCAUGUGGUAUCUCAACUGAAGAAAGCUGAUCUUCACUCGGCCUUCCUGGAUUGUGGAGUGCUCAGUGCUAUGACGGAAUGGCUAGCUCCUCUACCAGACAAAAGUCUGCCCCAUUUACAAAUCAGAGAAAAGUUUCUACGCAUCCUACAAGAGUUUCCAGCCAUCAGUCAAGAAGGGCUGAAGGCAAGUGGUAUUGGUAAGGCCAUUAUGUAUCUGUACAAACAUCCAAAGGAAUCCAAAGAAAACAAGGAGAGGGCAGGCAAACUCAUUAAUGAAUGGUCUAGACCCAUCUUUAAUUUGACAUCUAACUUCAAGAUGUUGUCCAAACAGGAAAGAGAGGAAAGAGACUAUGAACAGCUGCCAAAGAAGAGAAGAGUCAGUGCAGAGGGAAUGACUCCCAGAAGAGACAUUGACAAAGCUUUAGUAGGUGAAGAUAAACAGCUAAGACCAGGUGAUAAGGGUUGGAUAAACAGAGCUAGAGUACCUAUGCCAUCACACAAAGAUUACGUUGUACGUCCCAAAUGGGCAGUAGAAGAAGGAAUGCAAGGAAAGAGCUCUGGAAAGAAAGCGCCAUCCAGGUAUGAUAAGCAUGUGAGAGCAUUUGCUGAAAAGAAGAAGUUCAGUAAGGCCCAGAGGGCAGUGACUAUCAGUAUAGAGGGCAGAAAUAUGGCCCUCUGAGUCAUCAAAGGUCAGACACUAACAUGUCUCACUUAAGUUGUGAAACUACUAUCACAGACACGGGGUAUUUUGGUAGGACUCUCAGAGAAAGAACAUGCAUAUUGAGUUUGCGAAAGCAGACAUCUGUGAAGUGAGGAAUUUUUGAGUAUUUAGUACAAGUGUGUGUAAAUGUAUCAGGGAGGAAUAUAUGACAUUCAUCAUGUGAUUAAUAACUUUCACCAUUCAACAUUUGUCUGGAGUAUGUAUGUGACUUAGGCAUUCCCAUUCAUAUGGCAUAUAUUAUGAAGAAUGUUUUAAGGACAUUGUCAGUGCAGACAAUCCCAUGGUGCUUGCAGUUGAGAAUUAGAAAGUGUGUAUCGUUUAUUAGUAUCCAUCUGUGUGAAUUGAGAGCACAUUAAUUUUCAAACGUUUUCAAAUGCUUAAAAAGGUUUUGGUUUUUCAGAGAGGAAAUAUUUGCUGGUGAUUGUGUACAUGUGCUACAAUAUCAUAGCUUGUAAAUCACAUUUAUUUUACUUAUUUAAAGUUUAUAUCUUUUUAAAGAUGUGAAAAUACAAGAGGUUCUGUAACCAAUUUUCAGCCAAAUUUAUGUUACAUAAAUAUGCAUUCUCCUAUUUAAAAAAAAAGAUUGUAAUACCGGGUAAAAACAGAUACAGUUCAUAAUGGAAAUGCUGUUUUUUCAUUCCAUAACAAAUGGAAAUAAAAAUCGUUUGUCCUCUA